CGAAAAGUAUAGCCGGUCACUCCCUCAAUAUGAUUUUGCCACCAGGUCGUGAUGCAGACGACAGACAUUCGGUCGAUAUUUUAUAAUGACAGAACAAGUACAAACAGAACAAGAACCAUCACCUUCCCGUGGCCACAAUCUUGAGGAGACUAUGAUGGACCUGGAACCAAAGAGGAGCAGUUCACCGAGUGUCAGCCAGAUCUCUGCGAGGACUGAUCAUUCAAUGGACCAUCCAGCGCACUUUAAAGGAGAACCAUUAAGGAGCAGUUCACCGAGUGUCAGUCAGAUUUCUGUGAGGACUGACCACUCAAUGGACCAUCCAGCGAACUUUAAAGGAGAACCAUUAAGUGGGAAAUCUGACAGGAGCAGCUUGCCAUGUCCUAGCCAGGACUCUGAAGAGUCAAAGGGUCAAAUAGAGAACUCUAACAGAGAACCUGACCUAUCUAAAAGUGAGCUGGCAAUAAGACUGCUGACUGACGAUGAAUUUAAGUGUUCAAUCUGUAACGAAGUGUUUAAUAAUCCAGUCAACACCCCCUGUGGACACAGCUUCUGCAGUGUGUGCAUCAACUCUUACUGGCAGCAGCCUGACCAGGAGGGACUCUAUAAGUGUCCGCAAUCGCAGUGCUCAAAGGAAUACAGUACAUGUCCAGAACUUUACAUCAGUGGAGCGUUGGUCCAGCUGCUCAAGUGGGCUAGAUACAGUCCGGUUCUUCCUGCUCCCAGCUGUGUCAAACCUGGAGAAGUGGCCUGUGAUAUAUGCAGAAUGAGAAAGUUGAGGGCUGUGAAGUUCUGUCUGACCUGCAAUGUCAAGUAUUGUGAAGUCCACAUCAAAGAUCACUACACUGUCCCUGCACUUCAGAAGCAUCAAUGUGUAGAGGCUACAAAAGAGCCCCCCACAUCAUCAUCAAAUCCUGAACCAAUCCUAACUGAUAAAGCUGAUGCCCUGCAAUCAAAUAAUUUUGAUAGAUCACCUCUUGCAGGCUCUAUAUGUCCAGAGAUGAUGACCCCACCAACUGGAACGUCAGGAAAGUCCCAGUGUGGCUCCUUUGAUUCCGACCCUAACAGGUCUGUGCAAAGAGGACAUGAUGAAAGCCCUCCCUAUCCAUCAAUGCAUAUGAAAACAACAGUCAGGAAACUUCAGUUUACGAAUGACCAAGAGGACACAGUGGCAGAAAGAUCCAGCAAGCCGUCCAUGCUGCAGGAGAUGCUGAUGAAGAUGAAAUGUGACAUCAUACCUGCCAACACUUAGCUUUCAAAAAACGGGCAAUUUUUAAAAAACAAAUGUUAAUCUUCAUCAACACUCAAUAACAGUUUAUGUGAUGUGUUAAGGCCAGUUCAAACCGAAGAUUCGCGACGGUCUGAGACUGUUGCGGAGAGCAGUUGCGGCGGUGUGAAUCAAAAGUUGCAAGCAGUUGCAAGCAGUUUCAAGCCGUCGCUAAACAUUCAACAUGUCAAAUCUUAGUUGCAGAGUUUUAGAACACUUUUGCGCGGAGCUAUUGUGACGUUGGCUAAAAACUUCUAUCUUGUCCUCACGCCUAGACUGUUGUUAUGGUAACAUUGUUGCCGUUUUAAUGUCGUUGCAGUGGUCUGAACGCCCCAGUUUUAGAACACAUUGUUGCAGAAAGUUGCUGGUUUUUAGAAGGUUGCAGCUCGUCUCGUUGCGGAUCUUGUGUUUGAACUGGCCUUUAAUCAUUACAUUUGACAACAACUAGUUCUUGAGUAGGCUUUUCAACUAGUCCGCUUGCUCGCAACACUAAGUGGCUGUGUAGUGUGUACCCACUUUCUUAUCUGGUUUUGGGUUGCCAGGUUUUAUGACAAAAGUGACUAAGUGGCUGUGAAUGUGUAGGGUGUAUUUCAUAUUUCAUACACAAUCUGCCAACCUGGGAUAUAUCAGACUAACAGAAAAUUAAGUUUGAUGGUCAUGCAAAUAAUGGGAGUUUUUCCGGGAGAAAUAACAAAACGGGAGGGCACUGGAAGAUGAUCUUGAAAUAUAGAAGAAACCCGGGAAAAACAAUAGUUUUGGCAGGUAUGCACCUUUAUUGACAAAAGCCAAUGCUCAGUGGCAACGUUAACGUCUAUGGAUUUGAUGCUCAAGAGAUAAAGGCAUUUUCUAAACUGCUGUCAACGCGCAUUAGAUGCUGCCAGUGGGCUUUGUCCUGUUAAAAGUAAUGGAGUUCUAAUGUCUGCCAUCAUUUGAUGCGUGUCAGACGCCACCAGUGGGCAUUGCUCUUUAAAGCUGAUUUGGAUCUCUCAUCCUGGAACAGUUGACCUUUUAUAUCAUAUAAAAGGUCAAUAUUUAUAUUUAUAUUUAUAUAUAGUCAUGCUUUUAUAUCAAAGCAACACCAGUGUGCAGUAGUGUGUUCAGCAAUCAAACCCUGGCUGACUGAUCACUAGGUGGCGACACUUCCGCUGUUCCAACAAGCUUGCAUGGAUUUUAUCAAAGCCAAAACAACUUGUGCUUUAUGUGCAUGGUGGAGUAGCAGUAAUAUCACCAUUUGAUAUCACCAUUUUGGCCCGGGUUUUAUUCCCGAACCUGCAGUUGAGACUUGCGAGUCUGCUACUUUAGAUUUAAAAAAAAGUGUGUUGAAUGUUAGGCAACAACAACCCAGGAUUAUCAAAUCAUGCCACUGUUUGACAGCCGUUAUCACAUGUCUUAUCUGAUGUCAAGAUGUGUCAUUUGUUUGUUAAAUGUGUUGUGUUGUAUUUUCAAUGUGUCGGGUCUUUUUAAUAUGAAUAAUAUGUGCAAUAUGCUGUAAUUUCUUUGUAAAUUCUAAAACUGAGAGAACUAUGACUGUAACGUGUAGCCUAAAUACUUGUUCAUUUCUUGAAGAGUUAUAUAUUUCAGACAGUAUAUUAACAUAAGAUAUGAAUGUUUCCUUGGCACCUCAUAUGAAUUAAUGAUGGCAGAAUUAGACUGUUUGAUACUGUAAAAAAAAAAACACAGUGGGGCGAUAGUCAGUAUUUAUAGCUAUAGGGCGCUAAGUGAGGAAAGGUUCUGUUUCUGUUUUUCUUUCAUGUGUAGAAUAUAGAAUACGACAUGAUAUACAGACUUUUUUUUAUUAUUUCACACAGACACGCAAUGUUAAUAUCCUGGCCUUCUGUGGAAAAAAAAUAAAAUACUCCGAGAU
This is a messenger RNA of Sardina pilchardus (European sardine), 3128 nucleotides long. RefSeq lists its product as uncharacterized. The record is from RefSeq and is a predicted model, not a curated record. Lineage: Eukaryota; Metazoa; Chordata; Actinopteri; Clupeiformes; Clupeidae. The transcript has 9 exons. Bases 86 to 1249 code for a protein of 387 amino acids.